Molecule: messenger RNA, 14633 nt
Organism: Suricata suricatta (meerkat)
Lineage: Eukaryota; Metazoa; Chordata; Mammalia; Carnivora; Herpestidae
Gene: LRP1B
Product: LDL receptor related protein 1B
Exons: 86
Coding region: 1-13173 (4390 amino acids)
Molecular function (GO): protein binding; calcium ion binding
Source: RefSeq, a predicted model, not a curated record
AUGACGCUGCUCGAUUUGGGGCUCGGAGCCGCCGCCGCCGCCGCCGGGCCGAGGGCGCCGCGGAGCAGUCUCCAGCGCAGGCUUCCUUACCGGGCGACCACAAUGUCCGAGUUUCUCCUCGCCUUACUCACUCUCUCGGGAUUAUUGCCUACUGACAAGGUGCUGACCGUGGGAGCCGACCGAGAUCAACAGUUGUGUGAUCCUGGUGAAUUUCUUUGCCACGAUCAUGUGACUUGUGUCUCCCAGAGCUGGCUGUGUGAUGGGGACCCUGACUGCCCUGAUGAUUCAGACGAAUCUUUAGAUACCUGUCCCAAAGAAGUGGAUAUCAAGUGCCCCUUGAAUCACAUCGUUUGCCUUGGUGCCAACAAAUGUGUUCAUUUAUCCCGACUGUGCAAUGGUGUCUCGGACUGCUCAGAUGGGUAUGAUGAAGGGCCGCAUUGUCAGGAACUAUUACCCAAUUGCCAGCAGUUGAAUUGUCAGUAUAAAUGUGCAAUAGUCAGAAAUAGUACAAGAUGUUACUGUGAGGAUGGAUUUGAAGUAAAAGAAGAUGGAAGGACCUGUAGAGAUCAAGAUGAAUGUGCUAUUUAUGGUGCAUGCAGCCAGACCUGCAUAAAUACCUAUGGAUCCUAUGCUUGCAGUUGUGUGGAGGGCUACAUAAUGCAGCCAGACAACAGAUCUUGCAAAGCCAAAAACGAACCAACAGAUAGGCCGCCUAUGCUAUUAGUUGCAAAUUCUGAAACAAUUGAGGUUUUCUAUCUUAAUGGCAGUAGAAUGGCAACCUUGAGCUCGGUCAAUGGAAAUGAAAUUCACACUCUGGAUUUUAUUUACAAUGAAGACAUGAUUUGCUGGAUUGAAUCAAGAGAAUCUUCAAAUCAGCUCAAAUGUAUCCAAAUAACAAAAACAGGAAGAUUAACAGAUGAGUGGACCAUUAAUAUUCUUCAAUCCUUCCACAAUGUGCAACAAAUGGCAAUUGACUGGCUUACCAGAAAUCUCUACUUUGUGGACCAUGUCAGUGACCGGAUCUUUGUUUGUACUUACAAUGGGUCUGUGUGUGUCACCCUGAUUGACCUGGAGCUUCAUAAUCCUAAGGCAAUAGCUGUAGAUCCAAUAGCAGGAAAACUUUUCUUUACUGACUACGGGAAUGUGGCCAAAGUGGAGCGAUGUGACAUGGAUGGGCUGAACAGAACAAGGAUAAUUGAUUCAAAGACAGAACAGCCAGCUGCACUGGCACUAGACUUAGUCAACAAAUUGGUUUACUGGGUAGAUCUUUACUUGGACUAUGUGGAAGUAGUGGACUAUCAAGGAAAAAACAGACAUACUAUCAUUCAAGGCAGACAAGUCAGCCAUCUUUAUGGUAUAACUGUGUUUGAAGACUAUUUGUAUGCAACCAGUUCUGAUAACUUCGGUAUCAUAAGGAUAAACCGGUUUAAUGGCACUGAUAUUCAUUCAUUAAUUAAAAUGGAAAAUGCUCGAGGAAUCCGAAUUUAUCAAAAAAGAACUCAACCAACAGUCAGAAGCCAUGCAUGUGAAGUGGAUCCUUAUGGAAUGCCAGGGGGAUGCUCACACAUCUGUCUGCUCAGCAGCAGCUACAAAACACGGACCUGUCGCUGCAGGAUGGGCUUCAACUUGGGAAGUGAUGGCAGGUCGUGCAAAAGACCGAAGAAUGAGUUGUUCCUCUUUUAUGGGAAAGGACGCCCAGGAAUUGUUAGAGGAAUGGACUUGAAUACCAAGAUAGCUGAUGAAUACAUGAUCCCCAUAGAGAAUCUGGUAAACCCUCGUGCUUUAGAUUUCCAUGCAGAAACCAAUUAUAUCUACUUUGCUGACACCACCAGUUUCCUAAUUGGCCGGCAGAAGAUAGAUGGCACUGAGCGAGAAACCAUCCUGAAAGAUGAUCUAGAUAAUGUGGAAGGAAUUGCUGUAGACUGGAUCGGAAAUAAUCUUUACUGGACAAAUGAUGGCCAUAGGAAGACCAUAAAUGUGGCUAGGCUGGAAAAAGCUUCUCAGAGUCGGAAGACUCUUUUAGAGGGAGAAAUGUCGCAUCCCAGAGGGAUUGUGGUGGAUCCUGUUAAUGGUUGGAUGUAUUGGACAGACUGGGAGGAAGAUGAAAUAGAUGACAGCGUGGGAAGGAUCGAGAAGGCCUGGAUGGAUGGCUUCAAUCGGCAGAUUUUUGUGACUUCAAAGAUGCUGUGGCCAAACGGUUUAACACUGGACUUUCACACCAACACAUUAUACUGGUGUGACGCCUAUUAUGAUCAUAUUGAAAAAGUGUUUUUGAAUGGGACUCACAGGAAGACUGUUUACAGUGGGAAGGAGUUGAACCAUCCUUUUGGACUGUCGCAUCAUGGGAAUUAUGUGUUCUGGACUGAUUAUAUGAAUGGUUCCAUUUUUCAACUAGAUUUGGUAACGAAUGAGGUGACACUACUGAGACACGAAAGACCACCCCUAUUUGGGCUUCAGAUUUAUGAUCCACGGAAGCAACAAGGUGACAACAUGUGCCGGGUAAAUAAUGGGGGCUGUAGUACACUGUGCUUGGCCAUUCCAGGAGGCCGAGUGUGUGCAUGUGCGGACAAUCAACUUUUAGAUGAAAACGGGACAACUUGCACAUUUAAUCCUGGAGAAGUCUUGCCUCACAUAUGCAGAGCUGGAGAGUUCCGCUGUAAAAACAGACACUGUAUACAAGCUCGCUGGAAAUGUGAUGGUGAUGAUGACUGUCUAGAUGGAAGUGAUGAAGAUGCAGUAAAUUGCUUCAAUCAUAGCUGUCCUGAUGAUCAGUUUAAAUGCAAAAAUAAUCGCUGUAUCCCCAAGAGAUGGCUCUGUGAUGGAGCUAAUGACUGUGGAAGCAACGAAGAUGAAUCCAAUCAAACAUGUGCAGCCAGGACAUGCCAGAUGGACCAAUUUUCUUGUGGAAAUGGGCGCUGCAUUCCCAGAGCAUGGGUGUGUGACAGGGAAGACGACUGUGGUGACCAGACAGAUGAAAUGGCAUCUUGUGAAUUUCCAACUUGUGAGCCACUAACUCAAUUUAUAUGCAAAAGUGGAAGAUGCAUUAGCAGCAAAUGGCACUGCGAUUCUGAUGACGACUGUGGAGAUGGCAGUGACGAAGUUGGCUGUGUUCACUCUUGCUUUGAUAAUCAGUUCAGGUGUUCCAGCGGCAGAUGUAUCCCAGGCCACUGGGCCUGUGAUGGUGACAAUGACUGUGGAGACUUCAGUGAUGAAGCCCAAACCAACUGUACCAGAGAAGAGAUUCGUUCUCCUGCUGGUUGUAACGGGAAUGAGUUUCAGUGCCACCCGGAUGGAAAUUGCGUUCCUGAUCUGUGGCGCUGCGAUGGGGAAAAAGAUUGUGAAGAUGGUAGUGACGAAAAAGGCUGCAAUGGUACUUUACGACUAUGUGAUCACAAAACCAAGUUUUCCUGUCGGAGUACAGGGAGAUGCAUCAACAAAGCAUGGAUAUGUGAUGGAGAUAUUGAUUGUGAAGAUCAGUCAGAUGAAGAUGACUGUGACAGUUUCUUAUGCGGACCACCCAAGUACCCUUGUGCUAAUGACACUUCAGCCUGCCUGCAGCCAGAGAAACUCUGCAAUGGGAGAAGGGAUUGUCCUGAUGGGUCUGAUGAAGGCGAUCUCUGUGACGAAUGUUCACUGAACAAUGGAGGCUGUAGCAAUCAUUGUUCUGUUGUUCCUGGAAGAGGAAUUGUCUGUUCCUGCCCUGAAGGACUUCAACUAAGCAAAGACAAUAAAACGUGUGAAAUUAUAGAUUAUUGUAGCAGUCAUCUGAAGUGCAGUCAAGUGUGUGAGCAGCACAAGCACACAGUCAAGUGCUCAUGCUAUGAGGGGUGGAAACUGGAUGUGGACGGUGAAAGUUGCACAAGUGUCCAUCCUUUUGAAGCAUUCAUCAUCUUUUCUAUUCGCCAUGAGAUCAGAAGGAUUGAUCUUCAUAAAAGAGACUAUAGUCUACUUGUUCCUGGAUUGAGAAACACAAUAGCACUUGAUUUUCACUUCAAUCAAAGUUUACUUUAUUGGACAGAUGUUGUGGAAGACAGGAUAUACCGGGGCAAGCUUUCUGAAAGUGGAGGGGUCAGUGCAAUAGAAGUCGUGGUGGAGCAUGGCUUGGCCACCCCAGAAGGACUGACGGUCGACUGGAUAGCAGGCAACAUAUACUGGAUAGACAGCAAUCUGGACCAGAUUGAAGUGGCCAAACUAGAUGGUUCCCUGAGAACUACACUAAUUGCCGGAGCCAUGGAACAUCCCAGAGCCAUUGCUUUGGACCCAAGAUAUGGAAUUCUUUUCUGGACAGAUUGGGAUGCCAAUUUUCCUCGCAUUGAAUCUGCUUCCAUGAGUGGUGCUGAAAGAAAAACCAUCUACAAAGACAUGAAAACUGGAGCCUGGCCAAAUGGACUAACUGUGGACCACUUUGAAAAAAGGAUAGUUUGGACAGAUGCCAGGUCAGAUGCUAUUUAUUCAGCCCUUUAUGAUGGAACAGCCAUGAUAGAAAUCAUCCGAGGUCAUGAAUACCUUUCCCAUCCUUUUGCUGUGUCUCUAUAUGGGAGUGAGGUCUACUGGACAGACUGGAGGACCAACACGUUGUCAAAAGCCAAUAAGUGGACAGGGCAGAAUGUCAGUGUGAUUCAGAAAACCAGUGCCCAGCCAUUCGACCUUCAGAUAUACCACCCCAGCCGUCAGCCCCAGGCUACCAAUCCCUGUGCGGCUAAUGACGGCAAAGGCCCCUGCUCUCACAUGUGUCUGAUCACUCAUAAUAGGAGUGCUGCUUGCGCCUGCCCCCACUUGAUGAAGCUUUCCUCAGACAAGAAGACCUGCUAUGAAAUGAAAAAAUUUCUCCUAUAUGCAAGGCAUUCUGAAAUCAGAGGAGUGGAUAUUGAUAAUCCAUAUUUUAACUUUAUCACGGCCUUUACAGUCCCUGACAUUGAUGAUGUUACUGUGAUAGACUUUGAUGCAUCUGAAGAACGUUUAUACUGGACAGAUAUUAAAACACAAACCAUUAAACGGGCUUUUAUUAAUGGAACUGGAUUGGAAACUGUUAUUUCAAGAGAUAUUCAGAGUAUCAGAGGGUUGGCAGUGGAUUGGGUCUCACGUAAUUUAUACUGGGUUAGCUCUGAAUUUGAUGAAACACAGAUUAAUGCGGCACGACUAGACGGCUCUUUGAAAACCUCAAUUAUCCACGGAAUCGAUAAGCCCCAGGGUCUUGCAGCUCACCCAGUCAGGGGGAAACUCUACUGGACAGAUGGAAACACAAUUAACAUGGCAAACAUGGAUGGCAGUAAUAGCAAGAUUCUCUUUCAGAAUCAAAAGGAACCAGUUGGUCUAUCAAUAGACUAUGUGGAAAACAAGCUUUAUUGGAUCAGUUCGGGAAAUGGAACCAUAAAUAGAUGCAACCUGGAUGGUGGUGAUUUAGAAGUAAUAGAGUCAAUGAAAGAAGAAUUAACAAAAGCCACAGCCCUAACUAUCAUGGAUAAGAAACUAUGGUGGGCAGACCAAAACUUAGCUCAGCUGGGAACCUGCAGCAAAAGAGAUGGAAGAAACCCCACAGUCCUGAGAAAUAAGACUUCCGGGGUUGUUCACAUGAAAGUGUACGAUCCAGAAGCCCAGCAAGGCAACAAUUCUUGCCAACAUAAUAACGGUGGAUGCUCUCAGCUUUGUUUACCAACAUCUGAAACUACAAGGACUUGCAUGUGUACAGUGGGAUAUUACCUCCAAAAGAACCGCAUGGCAUGUCAAGGUAUAGAGUCAUUUCUUAUGUACUCCGUUCAUGAAGGAAUCAGGGGAAUACCUCUGGAACCGAGUGACAAAAUGGAUGCAUUGAUGCCUAUAUCGGGAACUUCAUUUGCUGUUGGAAUAGAUUUCCAUGCAGAAAACGAUACCAUCUACUGGACAGACAUGGGCUUCAAUAAAAUUAGCCGAGCUAAAAGAGAUCAGACUUGGAAAGAAGAUAUCAUUACCAAUGGCUUGGGAAGAGUGGAGGGGAUAGCGAUUGACUGGAUUGCUGGUAACAUAUAUUGGACAGACCAUGGUUUCAACUUAAUUGAAGUUGCAAGACUCAAUGGCUCUUUCCGUUAUGUAAUUAUUUCCCAAGGCCUGGAUCAACCAAGAUCUAUAGCUGUGCAUCCAGAGAAAGGCUAUUUGUUCUGGACUGAAUGGGGACAGAUGCCCUGCAUUGGAAAGGCUCUCUUAGAUGGCUCAGAGAAGGUCAGCCUUGUAAGCAUGGGAAUAGCAUGGCCAAAUGGUAUCUCCAUUGACUAUGAGGAAAACAAAUUGUACUGGUGUGAUGCUCGUACAGAUAAAAUAGAAAGAAUUGACCUUGAGACUGGAGGGAAUCGUGAGAUGGUGCUGUCAGGGAGCAAUGUGGAUAUGUUUUCAGUUGCAGUCUUUGGGGCUUACAUCUACUGGUCUGACAGAGCACAUGCCAACGGGUCCAUCAGAAGAGGUCACAAGAAUGAUGCCACAGAAACUGUAACCAUGAGAACGGGUCUUGGAGUCAACCUGAAGGAGGUUAAAAUCUUUAACCGAGUAAGAGAGAAAGGGACCAAUGUUUGUGCUAAGGACAAUGGUGGAUGCCAGCAACUUUGUCUUUAUCGAGGAAAUUCUCGGAGAACUUGCUCUUGUGCCCAUGGAUAUUUAGCAGAGGACGGAGUUACUUGCCUGAGGCAUGAAGGCUAUUUGCUUUAUUCAGGGAGAACAAUAUUAAAAAGUAUACAUCUUUCUGAUGAAACCAAUUUAAAUUCACCAAUAAGACCAUAUGAAAAUCCACAUUAUUUCAAGAACGUCAUAGCCUUGGCUUUUGAUUAUAAUCAAAGAAGAAAAGGUACCAACCGAAUCUUUUACAGUGAUGCGCACUUUGGGAAUAUACAGCUCAUUAAAGACAACUGGGAAGACAGACAAGUAAUCGUUGAAAAUGUGGGUUCUGUUGAAGGACUCGCCUAUCACAGAGCCUGGGAUACACUGUACUGGACCAGCUCCACUACCUCAUCCAUCACCAGACACACAGUAGACCAGACUCGGCCAGGAGCAUUUGACAGGGAAGCUGUCAUUGCCAUGUCAGAGGAUGACCACCCACAUGUGCUAGCUCUGGAUGAAUGCCAAAAUUUAAUGUUUUGGACCAACUGGAAUGAACAGCAUCCAAGUAUCAUGAGAUCCACCCUAACGGGGAGAAAUGCACAAGUGGUGGUCAGUACCGACAUCCUCACUCCAAAUGGUCUCACCAUUGACCACCGUGCCGAGAAGCUGUAUUUCUCAGAUGGCAGCCUAGGAAAAAUUGAAAGGUGUGAAUAUGAUGGAUCCCAGAGAUAUGUGAUUGUCAAAUCUGGACCAGGAACUUUCCUCAGUUUGGCUGUUUAUGACAAUUAUAUCUUCUGGUCAGACUGGGGAAGAAGAGCUAUUCUGCGUUCCAACAAGUAUACGGGAGGAGAUACAAAAAUUCUUCGUUCUGAUAUUCCGCAUCAACCAAUGGGGAUCAUAGCUGUUGCCAAUGACACCAAUAGCUGUGAACUUUCUCCAUGCUCAGUAUCAAAUGGAGGUUGCCAUGACCUGUGCCUUUUAACUCCUAAUGGGAGAGUGAAUUGUUCCUGCAGGGGGGACCGCAUAUUGCUAGAUGACAACAGAUGUGUGAAAAAAAAUUCCUCCUGCAACAUGUAUUCAGAGUUUGAGUGUGGAAACGGAGAGUGUAUCGACUACCAGCUCACCUGUGAUGGCGUUCCUCACUGUAAGGAUAAGUCAGAUGAGAAACUGCUCUACUGUGAAAACAGAAGCUGCCGACGAGGCUUCAAGCCCUGCUACAAUCGCCGUUGCAUUACUCUUGGCAAGUUGUGUGAUGGGGAAAAUGACUGUGGGGACAACUCUGAUGAAUUAGACUGUAAAGUUUCAACCUGUGCCUCUGUUGAGUUCCGUUGUGCAGAUGGGACAUGCAUUCCAAGAUCAGCACAGUGCAACCAGAACAUAGACUGUGCAGAUGCUUCAGACGAAAAGAACUGCAAUAAUACAGAUUGUACAUAUUUCUAUAAACUUGGAGUGAAAGCCACAGGGUUUAUAAGAUGUAAUUCUACCUCACUGUGCGUCCUGCCAAAUUGGAUAUGCGAUGGGUCUAACGACUGUGGGGACUACUCAGAUGAAUUAAAAUGCCCAGUUCAAAACAAACACAAAUGUGAAGAAAAUUAUUUUGGCUGUCCUAGUGGAAGAUGUAUUUUGAAUACCUGGAUAUGUGAUGGUCAGAAAGACUGUGAGGACGGACUUGAUGAAUUCCACUGUGAUUCUUCUUGUUCUUGGAACCAAUUUGCUUGUUCUGCACAAAAAUGUAUAUCUAAACACUGGAUCUGUGAUGGAGAGGAUGAUUGCGGUGAUGGAUUAGAUGAAAGUGAUAGCAUUUGUGGCACGGCCACCUGUGCGGUCGACAUGUUCAGCUGCCAGGGCUCCCAUGCCUGUGUGCCGCGGCACUGGCUUUGUGACGGUGAAAGGGACUGUCCAAAUGGAAGUGAUGAGCUCUCAACAGCAGGCUGCGCUCCCAAUAACACAUGUGAUGAACAUGCUUUCCUGUGUCGUAAUAAAGUGUGCAUCCCUAGGCAGUUUCUUUGUGACCAUGAUGAUGACUGUGGAGAUGGCUCCGACGAGUCGCUGCAGUGCGCAUAUCGACAGUGUAAUGCAGAAGAAUUCAGUUGUGCUGAUGGUCGAUGUCUCUUAAGUACUCAAUGGCAGUGUGAUGGAGACUUUGACUGCCCUGACCAUUCAGAUGAAGCACCUUUAAACCCAAAGUGCAAAAGUGCAGAACAAUCAUGCAACAGUUCAUUUUUUAUGUGCAAAAAUGGCAGGUGCAUACCCAGUGGAGGUCUUUGUGACAAUAAGGAUGACUGUGGCGAUGGCUCAGAUGAGAGAAACUGCCACAUAAAUGAAUGUUUGAGUAAGAAAGUCAGUGGAUGUUCUCAGGACUGUCAGGACCUUCCAGUCAGUUACAAGUGCAAAUGCUGGCCUGGAUUCCAACUGAAGGAUGAUGGUAAAACAUGUGUAGACAUUGAUGAAUGCUCCUUGGGAUUUCCGUGUAGCCAGCAAUGCCUCAAUACAUAUGGGACCUACAAGUGCCUCUGUACGGAUGGAUAUGAAAUACAACCUGAUAACCCAAAUGGCUGCAAAUCACUCUCAGAUGAAGAACCUUUUCUAAUUCUUGCUGAUCAUCAUGAAAUAAGGAAAAUUAGCACGGAUGGCUCCAACUACACACUUUUAAAACAGGGAUUAAACAAUGUUAUUGCUAUAGACUUUGAUUACAGAGAAGAAUUCAUCUAUUGGAUUGAUUCUAGCAGACCCAAUGGCAGCCGCAUAAAUAGAAUGUGUUUAAAUGGAAGUGAUAUUAAGGUAGUGCAUAACACAGCUGUCCCCAACGCACUUGCUGUCGAUUGGAUUGGAAAAAACCUCUAUUGGUCUGACACAGAAAAAAGGAUCAUUGAAGUAUCCAAGCUCAAUGGCUUAUAUCCUACUAUACUCGUUAGCAAAAGGCUGAGGUUCCCCAGGGACCUGUCUUUAGAUCCUCGAGCUGGGUUUGUAACAUUGAGAAUCUUAAAGAUUGAAACUGUCUGUUACAAGAAGCUGGUGAAAGCUAUGGCUAGAGGAAAAGAGCCACACAACAAGAACAGUGGUCAUGUAGUGGAGGAACUCAGCCACUGCCAAACCACUGUGGCCGAAAACAGCUGUUCUCCAGACUAUUUCCAAUGUAAAACUACGAAACAUUGCAUUUCCAAGCUGUGGGUUUGUGAUGAGGACCCAGACUGUGCAGACGCAUCAGAUGAGGCCAACUGUGACAAGAAGACUUGCGGACCUCAUGAAUUCCAGUGUAAAAACAACAACUGUAUUCCAGAUCACUGGCGGUGCGAUAGCCAGAAUGACUGCAGUGAUAAUUCAGAUGAAGAAAACUGUAAGCCACAGACCUGCACAUUGAAAGAUUUUCUCUGUGCCAAUGGGGACUGUGUUUCUUCAAGGUUCUGGUGUGAUGGAGAUUUUGACUGUGCAGAUGGCUCCGAUGAGAGAAAUUGUGAAACAAGUUGUUCCAAGGAUCAGUUCCAGUGUUCCAAUGGUCAGUGCAUAUCAGCAAAGUGGAAAUGUGAUGGCCACGAAGACUGUAAAUACGGAGAAGAUGAGAAAAACUGUGACACAGACUCUCCUACUUGCUCAUCAAGUGAAUAUAUAUGUGCCAGCAGAGGAUGUAUUUCAGCAUCUUUGAAAUGUAAUGGAGAAUAUGAUUGUGCUGAUGGUUCAGAUGAGAUGGACUGUGUGACUGAAUGUAAGGAAGAUCAGUUUCGAUGCAGAAAUAAAGCCCACUGUAUUCCAAUUAGAUGGCUUUGUGAUGGCAUUCAUGACUGUGUGGAUGGCAGUGAUGAAGAGAACUGUGACAGAGGAGGAAAUAUAUGUAGAGCAGAUGAAUUUCUCUGCAAUAAUUCCCUUUGCAAACUACAUUUCUGGGUGUGUGAUGGAGAAGACGACUGUGGAGACAACUCAGAUGAAGCUCCUGAUAUGUGUGUCAAAUUUCUUUGCCCACCCACAAGACCUCACAGAUGCAGAAAUAACAGAAUAUGCCUGCAGCCUGAGCAAAUGUGCAAUGGGAUUGAUGACUGUGGGGACAACUCUGAUGAAGAUCACUGUGGUGGUAAGCUUACAUAUAAAGCAAGACCAUGUAAAAAAGAUGAGUUUGCUUGCAGUAAUAAAAAAUGUAUCCCCAUGGACCUCCAGUGUGAUCAACUUGAUGACUGUGGAGAUGGUUCAGAUGAACAAGGCUGCAGAACUACUCCUGCUGAAUAUACCUGUGAAGAUAAUGUGAAUCCGUGUGGGGAUGAUGCAUAUUGUAAUCAAAUAAAAACAUCUGUUUUUUGUCGCUGUAAGCCUGGAUUUCAGAGAAACAUGAAAAACAGACAAUGUGAAGACCUUAAUGAAUGUUUGGUGUUUGGCACAUGUUCCCACCAAUGUAUAAAUACGGAAGGGUCCUAUAAAUGUGUGUGUGACCAGAAUUUCCAAGAAAGGAACAACACCUGCAUAGCAAAAGGCUCUGAAGAUCAAGUUCUCUACAUUGCUAAUGACACUGAUAUCCUGGGUUUUAUAUAUCCAUUCAACUACAGUGGCGAUCAUCAACAAAUUUCUCAUAUUGAACAUAAUUCAAGGAUAACAGGGAUGGAUGUAUAUUAUGAAAGAGAUAUGAUUAUUUGGAGUACUCAGUUUAAUCCAGGCGGGAUUUUCUACAAAAGGAUCCAUGGCAGAGAAAAAAGGCAAGCAAACAGUGGCUUAAUUUGUCCUGAAUUUAAAAGGCCCAGGGACAUAGCAGUUGACUGGGUUGCUGGAAAUAUUUAUUGGACUGAUCAUUCUAGAAUGCACUGGUUCAGUUACUAUACCACUCACUGGACUAGUCUGAGGUACUCUAUCAACGUAGGGCAGCUGAAUGGCCCCAACUGCACCAGACUUUUAACAAACAUGGCUGGAGAACCUUAUGCUAUUGCUGUAAAUCCUAAAAGAGGGAUGAUGUACUGGACUGUCGUUGGGGACCACUCCCACAUAGAAGAAGCAGCCAUGGAUGGUACUCUGAGAAGGAUUUUAGUACAAAAGAAUUUGCAAAGACCCACAGGUCUGGCUGUGGAUCAUUUUAGUGAACGAAUAUACUGGGCUGACCUUGAGCUUUCUGUUAUUGGCAGUGUUCUGUAUGAUGGCUCUGAUUCAGUAGUCUCUGUCAGCAGCAAACAAGGCUUGUUACAUCCACAUAGAAUUGAUGUUUUUGAAGAUUAUAUAUAUGGAGCAGGACCUAAAAAUGGUGUGUUUCGAGUACAAAAAUUUGGCCAUGGUUCAGUAGAGCACCUAGCUUUAAAUGUUGAUAAAACGAAAGGUGUUUUGAUAUCUCAUCGCUAUAAACAACUAGACCUACCCAAUCCAUGCUUGGACUUAGUGUGUGACUUCCUGUGUUUGCUGAAUCCCUUUGGAGCCACCUGUGUGUGUCCAGAAGGAAAAUAUUUGAUUAAUGGUACUUGCAGUGAUGACAGUCUCUUAGAUGAUUCAUGCAAAUUGACUUGUGAAAAUGGAGGAAGAUGCCUAUUAAAUGAGAAAGGUGACUUAAGGUGUCACUGUUGGCCCAGUUACUCAGGAGACAGAUGUGAAGUCAAUCACUGUAGCAACUACUGUCAAAAUGGAGGAACUUGCAUACCAUCAACACUAGGGAGACCCACCUGCAGCUGUGCACUGGGGUUCACUGGACCAAACUGUGGUAAGACGGUCUGUGAGGAUUUCUGUCAAAAUGGAGGAGCCUGCAGUGUGACUGCUGGCAACCAGCCCUCCUGCCACUGCCAGCCUGAGCACACUGGAGACAGAUGCCAGUACUAUGUUUGUCACCACUACUGUGUGAAUUCUGAAUCCUGUGCCAUUGGUGAUGACGGAAGUGUUGAAUGCGUCUGUCCAACACGCUAUGAAGGUCCAAAAUGUGAGGUUGACAAAUGUAUACGGUGCCAUGGAGGGCACUGCAUUAUAAAUAAAGACAGUGAAGAUAUAUUUUGCAACUGCACUAAUGGAAAGAUUUCCUCUAGCUGUCAGUUAUGUGAUGGCUACUGUUACAAUGGUGGCACAUGCCAGCUGGACCCUGAAACAAAUGUACCUGUGUGUCUAUGCUCCACCAAUUGGUCAGGCACACAAUGUGAGAGACCAGCCCCAAAGAGCAGCAAAUCUGACCAUAUUAACACAAGAAGCAUCGCCAUUAUUGUGCCUCUUGUCCUCCUGGUGACUCUGAUAACGACAUUAGUAAUUGGCUUAGUGCUUUGUAAAAGAAAAAGAAGGACAAAAACUAUUAGAAGACAACCUAUUAUCAAUGGAGGAAUCAAUGUAGAAAUCGGCAAUCCAUCUUAUAACAUGUAUGAGGUGGAUCAUGAUCACAACGAUGGAGGUCUUUUAGAUCCUGGUUUUAUGGUAGAUGCAACAAAGGCCAGGUACAUAGGGGGAGGGUCCAGCGCUUUCAAGCUUCCACACACAGCGCCGCCCAUCUACCUAAACUCUGAUUUGAAAGGACCACUUACUGCUGGGCCAACAAAUUACUCCAACCCAGUGUAUGCAAAAUUAUAUAUGGAUGGGCAAAACUGUCGAAACUCCUUAGGAAGUGUUGAUGAAAGGAAAGAACUGCUUCCAAAGAAAAUAGAAAUUGGGAUAAGAGAGACAGUGGCAUAAUCAGUGAUACCUUUUAUAUGCUGUAUAAAUGUAUAAAACAUAAGGAUGACUUUUGUAUGUUCCAACAGUAUUUUUCUUGUUUUGGCAUCAGCAUUACCUCUUUCUUUAUCUUUUUCCUGGUUAAUUGUUUUCUGAGUUUUCUGGGUUUUAUUUUUUGCUGAUGACUAUUGAUUGACCAUUUGUAUGGUAUUUUUAUGAAAAAGGACUGCACUACAAUACAAUUUACAACAAUGCUGCUGAUAUGAUUCACCUUUGAAUUUGUUAAAAUUAAACAUAUUCCUUUGUAGUGUGAAUAUGAGCAAUCUAUUUUAUAUGAACUUUUUUGGUUCUACUUAAUCAACAAAGAGGAUCUCUGCACUUUUUCAUUGUAUGAUCUGAAAGCUGUAAUACAAUGUCAUUUUAUUUUUCCAUUUAAAUUGAUGGAGGAAUGAUUGGUCAACUCUCUUCUUUGUGCCCAUUAAGAUUGAUUCGGACUGCUGAAAAUAUCCAGCUCUCCCAAGUCCAGCAUCACCUGCUUUGAAAUUAGCCUUAGAUUGCCAUGUGAUAGAUGAGAAUUUUGAGGAAAAACUUUUAAAAAUAUAUAAAAUUAAUAAUGUGCAUGGAUACAUAGGACUACAUUUGCCAAAAUUUAGUGUACUCUAUGUGAUAUACUAAACAUAUACACCCUGUAAACAAUAGUUAUAUUUAGGUGGUAGGACAUAGCAAAAAAAAAAUAUAUAACCAGAAGUGCAAAGACCACACUUGCUAUGGGAUAAGACCUUUUGUUCUCCCUCAGUCUUGAUGUAAACAGCCAGCCGAGAGCACAACAGGGCACUGGGUACUCAUGCCUUAGGAAGUUCUUCCCAGUCAUGUGCAUUUUGUGGAAGAUAAACCCAACUCCUUACCAUACAGAACACUGAACAAUAAUAUAGAAGCACACAAAUUGAUAACAAUUUCAAUUAUGUGAAUGCAUUCUCUUUGCUAGGUCAAAAGGAAGAGGCAAAACAGCUAUUGCCAUAUACAGUACUUGGGAAAUAUUUUUAAUACACCAUAUGGCUAACCCAUUGUUUGCCCUAUUCAAAAUGUAUUCUUAAAGGACUUUCCAAGUUAUAGAAGAACAAUUAUCUGCCCCAACUCAAAGGUGGAGAGUAUAAAUGCUGACCAGUUACUCUGGUACUCUGGUUUUUUUGGUUUAUGCAAAACACACGGACCCCAUUCACUCUUUUGUUUGCUUGUUUUCAAAUUUUGAUUGAAAAAUGUACGAUUUAUUUAAGUUGUAUAAAAAAGGAUAGCAUUUUUAUACAGAUAUCUUUAAAGGCACAAAAGAUUUAUUCACAAGGUAUGGAGGGCUUUUUGUUCCUCUGAUAGACAUGACUGACUUUUAGCUGUCAUAAUGUAUUAACCUAACAGAUGAAAUAUGUUUGUGGUUGCUCUUUAUCCCUUUGUACAAGCAUUAAAAAAACUGCUGUUUUAUAAAGAGA